GAAGAGUGUGGAAUAAAAAUGUCCAGUGAGGUAGAGCUGUGCGCAGUGUUACAGCGUCAUCAGAUCAGAUGGUUGGUUAUUUUAAGGCCAAAAAUAAGGUCGCUGUGCAAACUGCUACUCAAUGAGGAUUUUCCAUUCUACGACGACUUCAUCAACUACGUACAACUGCAACAACCCCUUACAACUAGAUGAGAAUUAUUUCGAUUGCAAUAUAAAAAAUAUUUAUUGUGCACCAUGACAUACAAUUUAUAUGUAUAUAUAUAUAUGUAUUACAAAUGUGACCAUUUUUUGAAGUUGCAAUUUAAUGUUUUAAAUUCUACUUAUAUUGCUUUUUACAUAUGAUUAAAAAACUACUUUUAGCAUCUUUCUAUGAAUACAAACUUCAUGCAACUUCAUAAAAACAAGCAAAAACUAUUUUUUAUACUUUAAAACUUUCAGGUACUGCCAUGGCUAACCUGCAACAGGAAUACCCGGGGGUCCUACUGGGGAUCCUGGAGGAACUGGCCAACAUGCGCCAGUGGCUCACUUUCCAGGACCUCUGUCGGAUGGUCAGCACCCGCUUCGACCUGGAGCACCUCAUCGAGCUCAGGAGUCUACUUUUUGCCGCUGCCAGUCGCGACCCGUGUUUCCCUGCCACACUCUUCAGAGAUCGUGUUUCCACCAGAGGCCAGGGACUGUCGCCUAUAGGUGUCGCUGCUGAUAUUGUGACAAUUUUUAAUCUAAUCCAGAUGACGGGUGGGGCUCCCGAUGACAGUCAGCCAAUGAGUGCCCAGACAGUCCUUCCAGUUGAUCAGUAUCCAAGCCCCAGUCUGCCUGGAAUUCACCAGCUAAACAUCUCUGCUCGAGAGAGAACACGCGCUCACUCAGAUUCUGGGGGAAGGCCUAUUGAUCAACAUUUUCUGAUUCCAAACUCUAGUUACUCAUCCCGCAAGCGAGGAAGUCUUCCCCCUGAUCCCAUCUCCCUUGUUCCCACCCCUCCAAUCAGGGCGAGAGCUGUGUCUUUUGACUUGCCUCACACAACACAUUUGUACUCUAGUGGUCAAAGUCACGACGUCAUGAAGAAUAUUUAUUUGCCUUUGGAGACGGACAGUGAGUCCAGUGGAGAUUCUGCUCAAGGGGAAGUAUUUGAAGCUGAGCAGGCGUCAUCAGUUGACCAGAAGAGAAACAUCUUUAGGAAGGACUUCCAUAACCAGCCUCCUUUAAUUCCACAGGUCACAGUCAGUGAAUCUCCAAGUCCCAAUAAACCGCAGUCAGGCUUUGACAAUCAGAGUUUUGAAAUGAUUCCAAAUCCUUACCCUUCACCAACUGUACUCCACCAAAAGCCAGAGCAGCGGGCAAAACACGAAAGUCUUGAUGACCUGCAGGACUCUACUUAUUUUGGACCUGGGUCGCUUCCAGACUGGUCUCCGGGACACCUUCAUCCACCCAAGUCACAGAAGUCCAUCUGGAGCAACAAAAGUCACAGUCUGGAAGAUCAGAUAGGCAUGAGCACUGCCGGAAUAGAACCCCAAAGGAUACAACUUCCCAGGCGAUCUACACCUGCUUUGGGCUCCACGGGAGGUGAGAGUGCAGAUAGUGGAUUGCCAAGUGGAGGUGAUGGAGUCAAAGCUCAGGGAACCCAGACUGACCCACCGGAUCCCCGGCGUCUUCGCAGCCUGGUCCACGCAGAUCGUCUCUCCUUCAUGACAUCUUUGGAUGACCCGGAAUUUUGUGAGGACGACAUCAGCGCUAUCUUUCGUUUCUUAGACGACAUUAGCAUGUGUGGUUCAACUGGGGUCCUGCACCCCAGUGAUGGAACAGGGACCCUGAACCAAGACACACCAGAGGCCAGACGUGGACGCCUGGGUCAGCUGCAAAGGCUUUUUCACUCACUGGAAAGCAGCGAUGAUGGGCUGAAGGCCAGCGUGUGUAAGCUGCUGCUCCGUAUGAGCCAAAUAGAAAGACAACUGGAAUCACUGAACGAUGUAAAGGCGGAGAUUUCUCAAGUGCUUUCUGCUCUGCAGAGGCUGGACGAAAAGAUCCAGCAGCCGGUGAGUGGUGUUGGACAAAGUAGCAGCAGCGGUCGAUGGCUGGAGCCUCUCAGUGGUGUUUCCUCAUUCAUGAGCCACCCUGUAACUCCGUCUGAGUCGUCAGAGCCACAGCCUCUGUCAGUGUCUGGACAGCUGUACCCAGCGACCAGCACCAGUAGUCUGGACUGGAGCAGAUGGAAUGUUCCUGAAGAACAGACAGAGAGCAGCAAAGGACAGGCUGAUUUAAAGGGCGGAAAAAAAGAAGGGAAGAAGGACGCAUCGUCUCGCCGCACCUCUAAAACACAGCCUGAAGAAAAAGGUGUCUCUGAUUCUAAACAGCUCAAUGUGGUCAGUUCUGCCAAAGACUGGAGCGUUUCAUUCUCUAAAGGUAAAAAUGGAAAAGCUUCGCAUGGAAAGAUUGAGCAGGGAGAUCAGUCGAGUAGCACGACUAACCUCCUCACUCAAAAAAAGUCAAGUCUGGUGGAGCAAGUGUUUAACUCGUCCCUGUUUCGUCAUAAGGACAGUAGUCUCACUGGUGGACUGACCUCUGGGAAGGUCAUAGAAUCCAGACUGGCCGAGGGGAGGGGAAGACCCAUCUGGACUGUAGAUGACAGAGAGGCGAGGAUCUCUCCUAUGGACAUGCAGACCCAAGAGUCUCUGAAUCCCAACAACAUGGAGUUCUGGAUGGACGACAUCUACACUCCGGGCUACGAUGCACUGCUCAGACGUAAAGAGGCUGACAUGCGUCGGGCCAAGGCCUGCAAAUUGGCUGCACUUGUGGGAACCGUGGUCUUAAUCAUUCUCAUCAUUGUCAUUCCUAUUUGCACCAUGAAGUCGUGAAGACAAUCUCAAAUGAUCCACAUCAUGAUCUACUUUAUUUUUAUUAGUAGUAUUUAUUCAUUUGUUUUCAGUAACUUCUGUUCUGCGCCAAAAUUUGGAGAGUGAGACUGGUGAGAGUGGGACUUCUCUGCAUGUAGCACCAAGACGUCAGGAAGAUGAAUGCGAGUGUCGCUGGGCAGGCUAACAAAAAACUGUUUUUAGAUUAGGUUGUUAUAGCAUGUAAAAUUAAGUGAUCUUUUAUUAUUUUUUCUGAAUGAGUUAGUGUCACAUUUCAUUGCUUUGUUCUUGUAUAUGUUAUAUAUUUUAUGUAAUGAUUACUAACUAUGAAAGCUUAAUACUGAGCCAAUGCAAUGUGUAACAUUUAAUUUCCACUGCGUAGUUUUUAUUUUCAUUCGGUUUUUGGAAUCAACACUGUUAGAAAAUAACAUUGUGAAUCAGCUUCAGCCUUGAGCACUGCCUGACUAUUUUGCUAUCCCCAUGAGAACACUACAGGGCUAAAAUUCCUCCUUUUUAAAACAAUAGUUUUAUCAGUACUUAAGGGUUUUACAUUUACUGUUUUAUCAAGUGAAACUGAUGGAUUCUGUCCACAGCAGUGUUUUUUUCUUUCUUUUUUUAUUGUAUCUUUGUUUGAAUCACCUUGUACCUCCGCUAAGUAACAGGCUGAACAGCAGCACUCAAACUUAAAUCAAUAAAACAAAUAUGAUAUUUUUCUAGAGUUUUCUCCCUUUUCUCUUCCUGGAAAAAUAUGGGCUGUUUAAUACACUCUUAAAUGUGUUUGUGUUGCCUGACAGUGUGUUUACCAGGGAUCAGGUUUCGAGAAAUGGAGGAUAAAAGUGUUGUUGUUGUUGUUGUGGGUCAUGAUGAUGUUUUGGCCCUGGAGCUGUGAAGGAGAGGGGAAACACUUUUCCAGUAAACCCUCUCUGAGUGGGAGAUUCCAAUUGUAAUCCAAUUGAUGGGAUGCUCGGAGUGCACCUAUGCACAUUAUCUUUUUCCUGCACUCCCUCGGCCAGAGCUUUUCCAUACACCAUCAUACUCACUUAGCACCAACGGGUUCAGCUAGUUCCCUUCAGACAUGGUGAAACAUUCCAUUUUCUAAAGUCCUCCUCACUUCAGUAGACAUUUAGUCUACACUGAAGAUGGUGGUGCAAAAACAACCCACGAAUAAAAAACAAAAUAUGUAAACCUGUGACUUAGCUUAGUUUGAUUUAUAUUGCCGUUUAACUGAAUCUGUGAUAAACUGUAUUUUGCACAUCUGUUCUCAUCCAAGCUAUAAGAUUACUGAAUAAUAAAAAGGAAUUGUUACUGCAGGGCCGACGGACUGGGUUGCAUUAUAUUUCUUGGAUAUUCAUGUUUCUGUGCUAUCUACUUAACAUUGCUAGCUAUGGAUUAUUUUCAUUAGAUUACACAGAUAAGCUUUUUUUUUCUUCUCUCAAUUUAUGGAACAGACACCAAAGUGCACUAAAUGUCUGUGUGGGGGAGCUCUAACAAAUCCCUGUAGUGUUUUGUGGGACCCUUGAAACUAACUUUGCUUUCUGUACAAAAACUGCACAGGAUGUAUAGACAGCAUCUUCCUGAGUAGGUGUAUAUCAACAGAGUGUUCCCCCUGAGACCGUUUGUGGAUCCAUUAUCCUUCCAUCGGUGCCGCAGACUAACGCUGUACUCAGCACAAUUAGCAGGUGCUUCCUCUGAAAUGUCAGUGCAUGAGAGCUGUCUGAUGGUUUUUAAUGCUGAAAUUUGUAAUUUUAUUACUGCAGAAUCAUGCACUUUUCUUGACAGAUAACAAGAAAUCUGUGAACUCAUUAUUCAGGUACACACUCUUACAAACAGCAUGUAAAUUAAAGGGAAACCUGUGGGUGUCACUGUACCCAGGUUAAUGUUGCACAAUGCUUUGUAUGACUGUAA
Molecule: messenger RNA, 4751 nt
Organism: Cynoglossus semilaevis (tongue sole)
Lineage: Eukaryota; Metazoa; Chordata; Actinopteri; Pleuronectiformes; Cynoglossidae
Product: UPF0258 protein KIAA1024-like
Exons: 3
Coding region: 447-2849 (800 amino acids)
Biological process (GO): negative regulation of TOR signaling; negative regulation of cell population proliferation
Cellular component (GO): plasma membrane
Source: RefSeq, a predicted model, not a curated record